Molecule: messenger RNA, 8326 nt
Organism: Entelurus aequoreus (snake pipefish)
Lineage: Eukaryota; Metazoa; Chordata; Actinopteri; Syngnathiformes; Syngnathidae
Gene: rnf144aa
Product: ring finger protein 144aa
Exons: 8
Coding region: 500-1387 (295 amino acids)
Biological process (GO): ubiquitin-dependent protein catabolic process; positive regulation of proteasomal ubiquitin-dependent protein catabolic process; protein polyubiquitination
Cellular component (GO): Golgi apparatus; ubiquitin ligase complex; cytoplasm
Molecular function (GO): zinc ion binding; ubiquitin conjugating enzyme binding; ubiquitin protein ligase activity
Source: RefSeq, a predicted model, not a curated record
AGAUAUGGCGUCCUUGCAGUGGCUUCAUUCCCCGCCGAGCUUGGCACAACAAUUGACGGCAACUAGGUGGUAACCGGACGGCACCUCUCUUUUCUCCAACGUUGCCUCUCUCCUUUUAUUAUUGUUAUUUUUUUAUAAAGGAGAACAUUUGUGUGUCGCAGGCACUGGCGGACAUUGCGCACUCUUUACGGGAACAGAUAGCUGCUGCUGUUGUUGUGGUGAUGCACCAACAAGCCUCGGCUGGCACGCAUCGAGACUAUCAUCCGGGAAGGAUUGCUAGUUUGUCACAAGGCGAAGGUAAUGGUGCUGAUGUCUACAAAGACCAUGGAUGGGCACCAGCCCUCCUGAAAUAACCCCCCCCCCCACCCCCAUCUUACUCUGCUGGCUGGACGCCCUUUUUUUUGUUUGUUGCUAAAUCCAAUUCAGGAGCUCAUCUUCACCUCUCCCGUCCAACUCCAAACAUCAAGCCUGCUUUAGAGACGGCUCUGUGGCGUCGAAAAUGACCACGGCACGGUACCGUCCCACUUGGGAGCUGGCCGUGGACCCCCUGGUCUCAUGUAAGCUGUGCCUUGGCGAGUUCCCGCUGGAGCAGAUGACCACCAUUACGCAGUGCCAAUGUGUCUUCUGUACACUGUGCCUGAAGCAGUAUGUGGAACUCCUGAUUAAAGAAGGCCUUGAAACUGCAAUUAGCUGUCCUGACUCUGCUUGCACUAAAAGAGGACACUUGCAGGAAAAUGAGAUUGAGUGCAUGGUGGCUACAGAGAUGAUGCAGCGAUACAAGAAGCUCCAGUUUGAAAGAGAGGUGCUCUUGGACCCUUGCCGGACGUGGUGCCCCUCGUCGACCUGCCAGGCUGUGUGCCAGCUGAAGGAGGCCGACUCUCCGGCGCGGCCCCAGCUGGUACAGUGCGCUGUUUGCGCUCUGGAGUUCUGCUCAGCCUGCAAGGCCAACUGGCAUCCGGGUCAGGCCUGCCCGGAGAAUAGCCUGCCCAUCACCUCUUUCCUACCAGGAGAGAACAGUCCUUUCUACAAGAACGAAGAGGACGACGCGCCCAUCAAGCGCUGUCCUAAAUGCAAAGUUUACAUCGAGAGGGAUGAGGGCUGUGCUCAGAUGAUGUGCAAGAACUGCAAGCACGCCUUCUGCUGGUACUGUCUGGAAUCCCUGGAUGACGAUUUCCUCCUGAUCCACUAUGACAAAGGGCCUUGUCGGAACAAACUGGGCCAUUCCAGGGCAUCCGUUAUCUGGCACAGAACACAGGUUGUGGGUAUCUUUGCAGGGUUCGGCCUGCUCCUGCUGGUCGCCUCCCCCUUCCUCCUCCUGGCCACGCCCAUCGUCCUGUGCUGCAAGUGCAAGUGCAGUAAAGGCGACGACGACCCCUUGCCCACUUAAAACGCCGUCGAUACGGAAAGCCACUCAAAAAAGGAUGGCGGUCAUCACAUUGUUGUUCCCUUCCUCUCUCUUUUUUUUUACACCCCUCCCGCUUUGAGCGCUUCUUUUUCCGGGUCAAGCCUGCACGACGGCUGCUUUGGGAUCCAUUGCUCUGCAUGGUAGAUAAGCAGUGUGGCCCGAAAAGACUGUUGUUUUUAGGGAGCAAGUCGGCGCUGCUUUGAGCGUCCUGUUGCUUGUUGCGAGAUACUUUCUCUCCCGCCGCCAUGUAGCGAUACAGGAUCAGUCCAGUAGCAUCACAGCUGCACCGCGGUUGGUGGCGACUCGAUAUGCGCACACUACAGACUGAGAUAGAGACUACCCUCCCUUGAUGAUGUCACGGUUUUAUAUAACCUCGCGCUUUUAAAUGGAAGUACUGUCUGUCUUGUACUUUUUUCGGAAACCUUGAUUUAUUUAAAGGGAGGACGCCCGCUUUGAGGGUGUUGCCCUUUAAAAUACAGCAAAGCCAAUCAGAGGACCUUUCUUGUUGUUGUGUCUCUUAAUGAGAUCCUUUAAUACACCGCCUGCUCCAAAGUAGCCGAAAUACAAACAAACAGCCUUAAGAAUUGAGAAUAGCCAAAAGCAGGCGUUUCCCUCCUGAGUGUCCAAAUAAAUCAUCCCAGGGAAAAUAUGUACAAAAAGCCCUGGUGAUUUUAUGAUGUCAUCCAUACUUCACUUGGCUAACAGCCAAACAAAAACAAUGUUAGCUCACAUUAACGUCAUCACUCUCAAAGACAUAACAAAUUGCAAACUUGCAUAUGUUAGUGGUCCAAAGUUGUGUCUGUGUGUAGUUUUUUUGUUGGUCGUUACCCAACCUCCAGCAACAAGCAGCUACUCCCUUAACGCGGGAGCAACAGAAAAGAGCCUGUACAGAUGUUGAUAUUAACGAAUGUUCACUUUUUUGGGGCACGUUGCUAUAAAGCUGCUCUGAUAUAUAUACAGUAUAUAUGUAUAUCACUUUAUCUAUGCAAGUUUGUACAUUCUCCUCAUGUAAAAAACAAUGUGCGCCAACAACUAAAGAAAGCUGCAGAAUGUCAAUCGUACAAUUGCAUAUCAUGGGGAUUUAAUCAAAUGUAUGUAUUUCUUCAAAUAGUGGCCUCCUCGAGGGGUUGUCGUAAUUACUUUUCCUAUGACUGCAGAUUAGACGUGGCAUCUGUAAAGAUGGCAGUUACCGUGGGGGUUUUGCUAAACGUUUCACUGGAAAUUAUUUGUGAGAAAAAAAAUGAUAAAAUGAAGAUGCCAACUAACAAAAAGUUAGUUGUGAACACAACCCAUAAAAAGCUUUAUAAAAGCAAUCUACACUACCGUUCAAAAGUUUGGGGUCACAUUGAAAUGUCCUUAUUUGUGAAGGAAAAGCACUGUACUUUUCAAUGAAGAUAACUUUAAACUAGUCUUAACUUUAAAGAAAUACACUCUAUACAUUGCUAAUGUGGUAAAUGACUAUUCUAGCUGCAAAUGUCUGGUUUUUGGUGCAAUAUCUACAUAGGUGUAUAGAGGCCCAUUUCCAGCAACUAUCACUCCAGUGUUCUAAUGGUACAAUGUGUUUGCUCAUUGGCUCAGAAGGCUAAUUGAUGAUUAGAAAACCCUUGUGCAAUCAUGUUCACACAUCUGAAAACAGUUUAGCUCCUUACAGAAGCUACAAAACUGACCUUCCUUUGAGCAGAUUGAGUUUCUGGAGCAUCACAUUUGUGGGGUCAAUUAAACGCUCAAAAUGGCCAGAAAAAGAUAACUUUAACCUGCAACUCGACAGUCUAUUCUUGUUCUUAGAAAUGAAGGCUAUUCCACAAAAUUGUUUGGGUGACCCCAAACUUUUGAACGGUAGUGUAAAUCUACCGAUAAGUGCUUUCUGGCGGCCAGGAUAAAAUAGUCCGUCCGGAAAGUACUUUACAGUCUCAUUACAAAAUUACAUUUAUUUAAAAAAAUUGAUUACAAAUAAAUGAAUAAAAAUCAUAAAUACAUAAGUAUUCACAGCCAUUGCUUAAUACUUUGCUGAUGCACCUUUGGGAGCAAUUAGUCUCUAUGUAGGAUGUACAUCCUAAAAACCAACACUUCCUGAUGGAGCUUGAGAGGUGCUGCAAAGAGGAAUGGGCGAAACUGCCCAAAGAUAUAGGUGUGCCAAGCCGGUGGCAUCGUAUUCAAAAAGACUUGAGGCUGUAAUUGCUGCCAAAGGUGCAUAGAUCAACAAAGUAUUGAGAAAAGGCUGUUUUUUAAAUGUUUAAUGUCUAUGAAUGUUCUCAUUCAUCCAGGUCAUUGUCAUCUCAGGGCAUUCAAUCGAUCGCAACUGGACUGUUUGAUUUGUCUUGGAAGGCGUUUCGCCGCUCAUCCGAGUAGGCUUCAUCAGUUUGUGCUCAUAGACUUAGAUUGGUCAGAUCUAGUCCAUUAUUUAUUUUUUUUUUUUUACCAAUACAUCCCUUAACUAUAAGAUGCCACAUACUUAAAUGUGAUGAAAAGAAAGCUCCCCUGGCCACUAAAUGAGGAAAUACCAUAUUUAUUAUAUUGUUUUUUAAAUUUCUGUCUUCAAUCAGAUUUUUUUAGUGUCUCCAGAAAUAAGCAGUUGUAGUCCCAGCAAAGUGAUCCAACCCAUCUAAAGCAAGAACUCUAUUGAUUGUAAAAGCAUCUUAACCAGAGGACAAAUCAAAAGGUGUAUUCAAUUUGAAUAAAAUCCAAUGAGAUGUUUGGUUAAGUACAGGACAAAGGUCAUUUUAGUGCCAAAGUAAGUAAUCUACCGUAAUUUCCGGACUAUAAGCCGCAAUUUUUUUUCCUACGCUUUGAGCCCUGUGGCUUAUAAAAAUGUGCAGCUAAUUUAUAGAUUUGCAGACAGCCAAAUUGCAGAUAGUAAAAAAAAACAAGCAACAACACUGAAAAGGCGUAUUAUUUUUUGUGCUAUGGAGUAAUCUUUCGGACGAGUCCGCUCACGGCAGGUGCUGCAGUGCCCUUUUUAUUAGCGCUUUCAACCAGAAGCAGAAUUAUCGUUCCAUCUUAUAGCCGUCCGUAGCGUUUUUACUCGUAUGGUUUCGCCAUUCAUCACUCCAUGCAACGUUUGUACGUUUUACAAUAAAACUAAAACUAUUCAUAUUUACUUAACUGUCCAUGAGUGAUGUCUGUAGAAGUGUUUUCAUGCAUAUUUGUACAUGCUAUCGUAAUGUAAUCACUCUAGCGUUGUUAGCAUUAGCUAAUAUGCUAACACGUGUACAAGUGUCUGUGUUAGUAUUAUUAACUUACAACAGCAUUAUUUUUGUAUUGUUUAAGUUUCACAAUUUCCUCUUUCAAUUCACCAAAACGUCAAUGUGGAGUUAUUGAGUUGAUUGGAGAGCUAGCUUCAGCUGAUAGUCGGUCCAUGACGAUGACGUCUGUUUUGUUUGAUCCCCCGUUUUACUGCCACUUUUCAGCCACCGUUUCGAUACAAUCACGGUAUGUAAAUAAACAUUUUCAAAAUCUUUCUGUGUAAAUAACUCUUUUCUCAACGUAUAUAUCUGCGGCUUAUAGUCCGGUGCGGCUAAUAUAUGGAAACAUUUAGUAGGUGCGGCUUGUAUUCCGGUGCGCUCCAUAGUCCGGAAAAUAUAGUAGUGGUUAAAAAAAUAUCUUGCAUAAGCGAAAGGUCAGCUAACUCAAACUAUUAAGUUUAUGUAGGGACAACUUAUUUUUUUAUGUUCAAUUGACAAAAUGCAAUUAUGUCAAAAAAGUUUAAUUCCAAUAUUUUGUGGAAUGUAUUUUUUCAAAUUGCACUGAAAAAAUAUAACUAAUAAACGAAUACAAAUCUGAAUACAUUUUUAAAUUUUACAAAUGUAACCCCAAACUUUACCAAAAUUACGUAUGUUUUUAUUUUAAUUGAACAUCUUUUUUUUUUUUAAUUAAUUAUAAAUACAAAUUAAACACAAUUUGAAUAUUGUUUAAAAGUUCAUUCAUGUCAGCAAUUCAACUUCAACUAUGAAACUUAUAUGUGGUACUCAUUACAUGCAAAGUGAGAUAUGUCAAUACUUUACAGCAUUUGUUGUAAUUUUAAGGAUCAUAGCUUAUAGUUUUGGAUUUUUUUCUUUUUUUCCUGAGAGUUCCAAUUUGAAGUUUUCAUAAGCCGUAAGCCAUAAUCAUCAACAUGAUAUCAAAAGAAGGCUUGAAUAUCCUGAGUUGUGUGGUAUGAGCCUAUGUCAUAUAUUAGUUUCACCUUGUAAAUCUAAUUGCUGGAAUAAAUGACCCUGUGCGCAAUAUUCAACAUUGUUAGUAUCAACUGAAUAACUUCAAACUGCACAGAAAGAUUAUUACUUGGAAUUUUGUUUUAAUGUGCACUCAAAAAAUAUAAAUUUUGAAUUAUAUUAGAAAUAAUUAUACAAAUAUAACUUCAGUCAAACACUUUUCUAUGCGUGCUUGCACUUAUCCUGUUUUUUUAAUUUUUACUGAAAAAAUAUCAAUCUUAAUGUGCACUCAAAUAUACAUUUAGAAUUACAUUUUAAAAAAACAUUUAAAAUAACUUCAGUGUAACACUUUUGUGCGUGGCUGCACUUAUCUUGUGUUUUUAAAAUCUUUAAACCGUACUGAAAAAAAUUAAACUUUUUUUUCCUGAUUUGGAAUAUGACUAAAAUGUUUUAAAAUAGCAAUCAAUACUUUGCUGGGACUAAACACUGUUCACAAUUUCUGUGUAAAAUAUAGUUUUACUAUUUACAGUUGUGGUCAAAAGUGUACAUACACUUGUAAAGAACAUAAUGUCAUGGCUGUCUUGAGUUUCCAAUAAUUUCUACAACUCUUAUUUUUUUGUGAUAGAGUGAUUAGAGCACAUACUUGUUUGUCACAAAAAAACAUUCAUGAAGUUUGGUUCUUUUAUGAAUUUAUUAUAGGUCUACUAAAAAUGUGACCAAAUCUGCUGGGUCAAAAGUAUACAUACAGCAAUGUUAAUAUUUGGUUACAUGACCCUUGGCAAGUUUCACUGCAGUAAGGCUCUUUUGGUAGCCAUCAACAAGCUUCUGGCAAGCUUCUGGUUGAAUUUUUGACCACUCCUCUUGACAAAAUUGGUGCAGUUCAGCUUAAUGUGUUGGUUUUCUGACAUGGACUUGUUUCUUCAGCAUUGUCCACACGUUUAAGUCAGGACUUUGGGAAGGCCAUUCUAAAACCUUAAUUUUAGCCUGAUUUAGCCAUUCCUUUUCCACUUUUGACGUGUGUUUGGCGUCAUUGUCCUGUUGGAACACCCAACUGCGCCAAAGACCCAACCUCUGGGCUGAUGAUUUUAGGUUGUCCUGAGGAAUUUGGAGGUAAUCCUUCUUUUUCAUUAUCCCAUUUACUCUCUGUAAAGCACCAGUUCCAUUGGCAGCAAAACAGUCCCAGAGCAUAAUAUUACCACCACCAUGCUUUACGGUAGGAGUGGUGUUCCUGGGAUUAAAGGCCUCACAUUUUCUCCUCCAAACAUAUUGCUAGGUAUUGUGGCCAAACAGCUCAAUUUUUGUUUCAUCUGACCACCGAACUUUCCUCCAGAAUGACAUUAUGUUCUUUACAAGUGUAUGUAAACUUUUGACCAUGACUGUAUAUUCGAUCCAUCGCUCAUUCAGCAGUUUUUAUGACCAGACACAUAACUCAAGUUACAUUAUUGCACUAUUUAGGUUGUUCAUUUCUCUUCUGGUUGAGUUUCUGUAGCAUUUUUAAAGUGAUACAUUUACCAAAAAGAGCACGAUGAAAAGUAGAUAUCUAAAGCUUAAAAGUAGCUCCAACAUCUGCAGAUGCUUCUUUGUCCUCACAAAACGGUUCUUUCUUCAUGUUAGUAGCCUUAUUUUUGGAGUAUCUCAUAGCUCUUUUUACUCGCCCAUGUUAUAAGCAUGAUUAAACUAAAUUUGGCGCAUUUUUUCAACCCUAAAAUUGUGUUUGUAUUCCCCUCAAGGUUAGUACCCGUAAGUUCCUGAUAUUUUAUUUUUUUAAUGACAAUUGUGCCAAGCAAAUUUCCUAUAGAAAGAGGGCGGGUGUUGUCUACUGUAUGUGCAUUUUGACCAUGUAUUUGUAAUGUAAUAGCAGUUUUUACAGGGUGGGGAAUAUGUCCUAAUGCUUCUUUAUUGUGAGCUCUGCACUGUAUUUGGGUUUUCAUUGGUUAUGUUGUUAAUAUUGAGCUGUCAUCUGUGUAGUGCCUGGUGUUUCAUGGAGAUUUCAAAAGAUACACUUGUACAUGUUUUUUUUUUGUUUCAACUUUACAUAUCAGGGGUUAAAAGAAUAACAAAAAAACAAAACAAGAAUGUCUCAUUUAUACCUUGAAGAGGCACCAAAUAAAACCCUUUUUUUUCCUGUUGCGAGUUAUUUUAAUGCCAUAUAUACAGGUUUUAGCAAGAUUAUUUAAUAUGCAACACAAGUCAAAAGGGCCAAAUUUCAGUCAAACUGCAUAAAGAGAUAGAUGCUGAUUAGGACUUCGCAGAAAUCAGCACAGGUGUUAAUAAGUAAGGGCUUGCUUCUCAAAACAAACAUAAAAUAAGUGUUUUUUUUGCCCCUCGAAAUGUGCAUGAUAUAACCACUCAAGAGAUUCAGCAGCAUGAUUUAUAUGAGAAAUUCUCUCAUAUUUGAGCUUCUUUUUAAACAACAUUUUCAGCCUUACGUUGUGCAAUUUUGGUGGCCCUUACCUCCACCAACCUGCCUGCCACAUUUGUUUCAUUUCAUACACUUGUUUUACUAAUAAUUUGUUUUGUUCUUUCUUUUUAAAGCCAAACAAAAGACGUUGUAAAAUGACAUAUUUGUAUCAGUUCUGUACAACUUAGGUUCUCUCUCUCUCUCUAUAUAUAUAUCUACAGUUCCACUAACACUGUGAUACCAGGUAUUAAAUGUUGUCUUUUGUGUUCUUCGCUUCCCUUUUUUCAUAUAAAUCAGCCUAAUAAACCGACGCCACCAGGAGACGACGUCGCAAAAGCGAGGUUUGGCGUCCUCUGGUGGCCAAGUGCGUAA